Molecule: messenger RNA, 2882 nt
Organism: Austrofundulus limnaeus
Lineage: Eukaryota; Metazoa; Chordata; Actinopteri; Cyprinodontiformes; Rivulidae
Gene: pank2
Product: pantothenate kinase 2
Exons: 7
Coding region: 149-1468 (439 amino acids)
Biological process (GO): coenzyme A biosynthetic process
Cellular component (GO): nucleus; cytosol
Molecular function (GO): pantothenate kinase activity; ATP binding
Source: RefSeq, a predicted model, not a curated record
CAAAAAGGACGUGUGCAGCUCAGCCAUUUAAGAUACCUGUUAGCGCGCUAAUUGCUUGUCUCUUACGACUUGGUUUGUAUUUUCUUCCAUUGGCGUUUAAAUAAUUAUUUGAAGUAUACAUAAUAUAUGUAGUUAACCGGUGAAUCCAAUGGCGUUUAAUGGCCAUCAAUGCGACGAUGACAUUGUCGACGAAACGCCCUCGAAGCUGCCGAGGUGCAACCAGGAGAUGCCCGGUCACUUCAAAAACGAGCCCCAAAACGAGGCGACCGCGGCGGAUGGAAGAGCGACGUGCGAGCGGCGGACAUCCAACUCGACGCCGAGGCAUCGGAAAGACUCGGUUAAGAAGACGAGGCCGCCAUUUCCUUGGUUUGGAAUGGACAUCGGUGGCACCCUGGUGAAGCUUGUGUACUUUGAGCCCAAAGACAUCACAGCAGAGGAAGAACAGGAGGAGGUGGAGAACCUGAAGAGCAUCCGGCGCUAUCUGACUUCCAACACGGCCUACGGCACGACCGGCAUCAGGGAUGUGCACCUGGAGCUGCAGGACCUGACGCUGUGUGGCAGGAAAGGCAACCUGCACUUCAUCCGCUUCCCCACGCACGACCUCCCCGUCUUCUUACAAAUGGUCCGCAACAAGCACUUCUCCAGCCUCCACACCACCCUCUGCGCCACAGGAGGGGGGGCGUACAAGUUUGAGUCUGACUUCCGCACGAUGGCCGACCUGCAGCUCCACAAGCUGGACGAGCUGGACUGUUUGAUCCGAGGGGUGCUGUACAUCGACUCGGUGAUGUCCGGUGGUCCGGUGGACUCUGAGUGCUACUACUUUGAAAACCCGACAGACCCUGAUCACUGUGUGCAGAGACCCUAUCCACUGGAGAAUCCUUAUCCSCUGCUGUUGGUCAAUAUUGGCUCUGGAGUCAGUAUUCUGGCCGUGUACUCAAAGAACAACUAUAAACGAGUCACUGGAACCAGCCUGGGUGGUGGGACCUUCCUUGGCCUGUGUUGCCUGCUGACUGGCUGCUCCACUUUCGAAGAAGCCCUAGAAAUAGCUUCUCAGGGGGAGAGCACCCGUGUGGACAAGCUGGUUCGGGACAUCUACGGAGGCGACUAUGAGAGGUUUGGUCUGCCGGGCUGGGCUGUGGCCUCAAGUUUUGGCAACAUGAUGUGCAAAGAAAAAAGGGAGUCUGUGUCCAAAGAGGAUCUUGCCCGGGCSACGCUGGUCACCAUCACCAAUAACAUCGGCUCCAUCACCAGAAUGUGUGCUCUGAACGAGAACAUUGAGAGAGUGGUGUUUGUUGGGAACUUCCUGAGAGUGAACACGCUCUCCAUGAAGUUGUUGGCCUACGCCAUGGAUUAUUGGUCCAAAGGUCAGCUCAAAGCUCUCUUCCUCCGACACGAGGGUUACUUUGGUGCUGUUGGAGCCCUGCUAGAGCUCCUGCAUCCGUCUGAAUCAUCCACUAACUUCAGCUGAAGAAGUAAAUGUCAAUCUGCUGCAGCUAUUAGCACUUUAGACUGUUGAGGAUUAAAUUCUACAGUGUUGCGUUGCUCAAGCCACCCACCAGUUGUAACACUGUAAAAUGUGUUUGUGGUCGACGCACUCAGAAAAGCCGGGAUGUUUUCAGACAUUGUUUCAGACUGGUUUGAAAGAUUGUGAAAGUUUUUUUAUUUUUUUGAAACGUUUGUUCUAAUGUUCUGUGAAUCCAGGUGGUGAAAAAAAAAUCUGAUGGAUAAAAGGAGACUAAUAAGGUGUGGCAGUCCCCUCUCACAAAACAACAAAACAGAAUUUCAAAGUGUUGCCUCUGGGCCAAAUGUGGUUUUAAACAUACCAUAAUUUUAUGCAACAUCGGUAUUAAAAUGAUGAAAGUUGUUUUAUAAAGCUGUUUGAAAAAUCACGCAAAGUGCUUAAAAUAUUUUAGGAACAAUUUUAAACCCAACAUAUUUCAUGGGUUUUAGAGUAUUACAUUUUUUAUGAAAAAAAAUCCUUAAAAAGGAAAUUGUCUGUUUUUUAUGUAGUUGUUUGGACUUCUCAGUCACAAAAUUAGUUGCAUCUAAAGGUUCAAUGAUUCCUGUCAGUUAAAAGUACUUUGUUAGUUAUUGUGGGCUUCAAGAAAUAGAAAUGCUAAUAAACUUGUUGCACUUGAUGAGGUAAAACAUCAUCAGUCUUCUGAUCACUUUGUCACCAAAUUACCUGCAGCAAUAAUGCUGUUAUAAAUUUAGAAUUAGCUGAAAAUACCUACUAUUUCAUUUAACCAUUACUGUAAUAGAAUGUAUACAUUUUUAAAUGUAUUUUGUCUUUUUUGCUCAGUGAAUGAUUGUCAAUGAUUUCUCCUAUCUGCUUGUAAAGGUUGCUGCACCACAAUCAUCUGCAUUACUGAAGUGCCUUCAGGCCAGUGGUGUUUGUACACGUUAGGAGUAGUUAGUAAUUAGAYAGAUGUGCACGAAUAAAUACACGUCCAAAAAAAAGGCACAAUUUUACCAGUUUAACAGAAGAAUUAAAGUUGAGGCUUCCCUCCAAUGGAGGAAUAAAACACUUCUGUUCCGUGUGUACACCAAUGUUUGAGCUUUUCCUGUUUGUUUUUUAUAUUUGUUCACUGAUCUGUUCAGUAAUCAGUCCAUUAAUUACAGGGACAAUAACUCACAUUAAACUUAUUUACUCAUUUAUUUAGUUACUGUGAAUAGCUUGGAAGUGCCUGCCAUGGUCUGUGUAAAUAAAGUUCAAAUUGUCAUUUUUUAUGUUUUUUAAUGAUUUUUUUUUUCGGUAUAACAUUGCUUUUGUUCGCAAAUCUCACUGUUAAAUAUAAAUCAUUUACUUCUUGGCACUUGUUACAUUUUGUUAAACUUGUAAAGUUGUUUUAAAAUAAGUUCAAUAAAAUUUGUGCCUGAUG